Molecule: messenger RNA, 2319 nt
Organism: Chelmon rostratus (copperband butterflyfish)
Lineage: Eukaryota; Metazoa; Chordata; Actinopteri; Chaetodontiformes; Chaetodontidae
Gene: psmc3ip
Product: PSMC3 interacting protein
Exons: 8
Coding region: 58-696 (212 amino acids)
Biological process (GO): meiotic strand invasion involved in reciprocal meiotic recombination; meiotic joint molecule formation; homologous chromosome pairing at meiosis
Cellular component (GO): DNA recombinase auxiliary factor complex; condensed nuclear chromosome
Molecular function (GO): recombinase activator activity; double-stranded DNA binding
Source: RefSeq, a predicted model, not a curated record
GUAUAUUUCGCGCGAAACUCAGUUUGGGAAGCUUAAGUGAGAGUGGAGAAGUUGGAAAUGAGUAAAAAAGAUAACGGCGCAACACUCAUCCUUGCCUAUCUGAACGAGAAGAACCGGCCCUACAGUGCUCAGGAUGUCUUCUGUAAUUUACAAAAGCAGCAUGGACUGGGCAAAACAGCAGUUGUCAAAGCCAUGGAGCUGCUGGCGCUGGAGGGGAAGAUAAAGGAGAAAACAUACGGCAAGCAAAGGAUUUAUUUUGCUGAUCAGGCUCAGUUCAAAGAUGUGAACGAUGCAGACCUGAAGGCCAUGGACUGUCAGAUCUCAGAGCUCAGUGCAGAGGUGCAGUCCCUCACCCAAAGCUGCAGACUGCUGGAUGCAGAGGUGAAGGAGCUCAGCAGCUCCCUGACGACAGAGGAAAUGGUGUCAGAGAUCCAGGAGCUGAAAGCAGAGUGUUCUGGGUACAGGGCACGUCUGGAGAGGAUUAAGUCGGCCACAAAUCACGUCACACCAGAAGAGAAAGAGAAGGUUUACAAAGAGCGGGAUGUAUACGUGAAAGAGUGGAAAAAGAGGAAGAGACUGGCUUCAGACAUGAUCAAUGCAAUCCUGGAAGGGUAUCCUAAGAGCAAAAAGGAGUUCCUGGACGAAGUUGGCGUGGAGACUGAUGAGGACUGUAAGGUGGCUGUUCCAAAUACCUGAACGAGUCUGCAAACACUCGUUCCUCCGUAUCAGCGUGAGCCUGUGCAGUGCUGAGUUAAGAAUAUAUAUGACACAUGAAGGCGGUCUGAGCCACAGCACAUUCUUUAUAUAAAGCUUUUCUUUUGAACAGGUAGUACAUCUUUAAAAUAAAAGUUAAAUGGAGAUGCUACUUUUGUAAUUGAAAUUAAAUUAAUAAAAAAAAUAGCUGUGAUUUAAACAGCACUGAAGGAUGCUUGUCACCUCAUAGGCAGCAUUUUCUUUUUUCCCUUUUUAAAGCCAUAAAACUAAUCCUGAGCCCAUGAUGAAAAUGUGAAUGGAUUUUUUUAUUCUAGCUUUAAGGGCUGUACAUUCUUUGUUGCUCAUUACAUGUUCAAGUCCAUCUUGCUUUUUUUUUUUUUACCUGUACAUAAAAACUGCAGCGUUUAAAGCAUUGACUAUUAUUCAUAACCUUCAGGUAUUAUGGGGGCGAUUGUCCUAUUUUCCCCUCUCCUUUGUACUGUUUCUUCAUGCAGUAUUGGUGCCAAAUCAUUAAAUGUUCAUGACAAUAACAUUUGACACAGAAGUGCUAACAGAAUUUCUUCAACAAAAGAACCUAACUUGUCUGUUUAUCAGGUAGCUGCGGAGAUGGGGACCACUGCCCGGCUAGAUUUGUCUUUUACUCCUAUAGUCUCACACUUUAUUUUACUUAAGGAAAAUUAAACAGGACACACAUUCAACAUAUUUUACAGAGGCUGACGUCACUCUUUGGAUGGUGAUAUACAGUAGAUGGCUUUUAUAAAAGAACUAUCAAAAGAAAACACUUGAAGCAACAAGACAACACUUCCCUGUGAUUAAAGCAACAACAGUAAAGCAACUCUUUGCCACUGAACAGAUUAACCAUGUGUAUGACAGAUUUUGCUUGCUCAGAUACUCGAAACAAAACUCACAAGUCUGCACAUAAGUUUGCUUUUUAUCAUCCAUUUAAAAUUCAAAAUAUAUAUAAAAAAAAAAAAUUCAGUACAGCAGCUGUAAAUCUCUCCAUGCAUGGCCGUGUCCAUGGUUCUCAGCAGGAACCUGUGACUGUCGGGGGAACAGUGACAGAACAUUUUCCACUUAGUGGUGUUGAAAAUUCCUAUGUGUUGCUGACUGUUACUGAUCAUAAAAGCCACUGAUGAGUCAUUUAAUUUAAACACUAAACUGCAGUCUGAAAGGUUCAUCACAACACUAUGUAUUUAAACAUCUUCCAAAUAAACACGACAUGUAUAACUGCAAAUGAAUAACUGUAUUUAACACAAUGUGCGGCGUAUCUUAAUUAUUGUCAAAGUCAAUAGAAAAAGUCAUUUAUAAAUCUUAGACCUUUAUGCUGCCUAUAUUGCCAUCACCCAUGAGCAUUCAGCAAAUACCGACAGCUUCAUUUUGUCACACUACAGGUAGAAAAGUUUGUUUUAAUCCGUGAUAAAAUGCACAGCGCCACAGAGCGUUCUCCUGAGGGUGCACAUAGGGGAAAUGACCGUUACCCGACAGUAGUGUAGUUGUCUGCUGUGGUUCAGGAGUGGUAUGGCUGACUCAGUGUUUGUGCACUGAAGCUGAGCCGAGCCCUUUGGAUCAGCAUUAGGCUGCAAAGUUAUGCCUGACUUCACGGGU